Centropristis striata (black sea bass) is the source of this 1718-nucleotide messenger RNA. RefSeq names its product visual system homeobox 2 (gene vsx2). NCBI's taxonomy places the organism in Eukaryota, Metazoa, Chordata, Actinopteri, Perciformes, Serranidae. Gene Ontology annotation, cellular component: nucleus. The record is from RefSeq and is a predicted model, not a curated record. Bases 1 to 1119 code for a protein of 372 amino acids. Gene Ontology annotation, molecular function: DNA-binding transcription factor activity, RNA polymerase II-specific; sequence-specific double-stranded DNA binding. Gene Ontology annotation, biological process: regulation of transcription by RNA polymerase II. The transcript is spliced from 5 exons.
AUGACGGGGAAACAAGGCGCCGUGCUGUCGGAAAGUUUAACGGAGAAAACCUCUCUGCAGGGCGCGAACCAGCCGAAGAGCAGCGCGACCCAUCCGCCACCCAGGUGCACCGGCUUCGGCAUUCAGGAGAUCCUGGGGCUGAACAAGGAGCCGUCCUCCGCGGCCCCGAGGAGCCCGCUCAGCGCGCUGCCGGCCGGGGCGCACCUGAUCGCCGCCAGGUCCUUGCUGGGCCCAGCCGGGAUGGGUGUGGGUGUCGGGAUGGGAUUAAUCGGCCCCGGUGGGAUUCCGUCGUUUUACAGACAGCCAGCGUUUCUGGAGACGGUGCUGUCGGAGGCACAAGACGUUCACCUGCAGCCCCACAGCAGGUCCGCAGGCCCGCUGGACACCAGCCAGUCCGCCAGCUCAGACUCAGAUGAUUUAUCUUCAAAUGAACGAAAACCCUCGAAGUCAGCAGUCAGUCAGAGCAAGAAACGCAAGAAAAGACGCCACCGGACCAUAUUCACCUCCUAUCAGCUGGAGGAGCUGGAAAAGGCCUUUAAUGAAGCGCACUACCCGGAUGUUUAUGCCCGAGAGAUGUUGGCCAUGAAAACAGAGCUGCCAGAGGACAGGAUACAGGUCUGGUUUCAGAACCGCAGAGCCAAGUGGAGGAAGAGGGAGAAGUGCUGGGGCCGCAGCACUGUGAUGGCAGAGUACGGGCUGUAUGGAGCCAUGGUGAGGCACUCCAUCCCCCUGCCAGAGUCCAUCCUCAAGUCUGCCAAGGAUGGUAUCAUGGAGUCCUGCGCCCCCUGGCUGCUCGGGAUGCACAAAAAGUCCACGGAGGCGGUGGUCCCCCCCGGAACAGGACGGUGUGACGCGCCCCAGCAGCCGCCGAGCUCUCAGAGGGCAGAAGAAGCCGAAGCGGAGAAGGAGAAGAGGUCUGAGGGCAAGACCACCAUUUCUAAAGAGGAACUGAGAGAGAACAGCAUUGCUGCACUCAGGGCCAAGGCACAGGAGCACAGUGCCAAAGUGCUGGGGACGGUUUCUCAUGACAGACUGCUGGAGGGCAAACAGGAGAGACAGGCGGCCGAGGAGAAAGCUGCCGAUCCCCUGAGUCCAGCAGAGGAGGAGAAAAGUCCGUAGAGACUAUGGCAUUCCUGUGGACUGUUAUCCUCACGAGUGAAUGCAGUGCUGGCUGCACUCACUCAACAUAACUCACUGUCCUGCAUCUGGACUUCUUUAAGAAGAAAUCUCAUCUGGCCGUCUCUGGUUCACCGCUGCACAGAACAUGCAAAAUGCACUUUUUUUCUGAUUUACUUCCAAAACCUACAGUUAUUGUUGCGUAUGCAUAGCAGAGAAGAUUUGACUAAGUGGGAGUAAAGUGUUAAUAUUGGUGUAUAUAGAUCCCACAGUUAUAUAUGGAGCCAGAUGAGUAAAAUUCUAUCCACUCUAACAGUUAAAUCAUAUAAUGUAGGACUCCCAAUGACCAAUGGGCAGUGCAUUUCAUCCUUGGAAUUCAUUUUAAUGUUGCUUGUACAGUUACUUAAUGGUGACAUUAGAAAUAAGAACCAUCCCACCGACAGAAAGUAAUUGUUAUCCUAUAUCGCGCUGUAUAUACUUGAUGUAUUAAUCUCUCUCUCACUCUAAGGCACAAUUUUGAAUAUGUUUUCUUGUAAUCUUUAAAAAAAAUGUUUGUGUUUUCAUUUCAAAAAUAUGUAUAACUCAAAAAUACAAAGAAAUAG